AAACCGACGAGGAUUUCACUUGCGAGCGCGUCUCUCCGCAAAUUCCCUCCCGCAGAGGCAGGGGCUGGUGAGGAGAGGCCCCUGUCGGAGGUUCCCACCACCCGUCGGUUUCUCAAGUGUAAUAUAGCUUCAAAAGCAGAUAAGGAAAGAAAAGUAGUGGGAGAAAAAUGGCAAGUUAUGAUAAUGUUAGCCACCUAUCUUAUUUUUUUGGCAACAUCACACGUGAAGAAGCUGAAGAUUACCUAUUGCAUGGAGGACUAAACAACGGACUGUACUUACUGCGACAGAGCCGAAACUAUCUGGGUGGUUUUGCUUUGUCUCUGGCAAACAGUGGAAAGGUUUAUCAUUAUACCAUUGAGAGGGAAAUUAAUGGCACUUAUGCUAUUACUGGAGGGAAAUCCCACCGGAGUCCAGUGGAACUCAUUGACUACCACUCAGAUGAAAUUGAUGGUCUCGUGUGUUUACUCAGGAAACCAUGUAAUCGGCCACCAGGAGUGGAACCAAAAACAAGUCAGUUCGAGGACUUGAAGGAAAAUCUAAUCAAAGAAUACGUUAAACAAACCUGGAAUUUAUGUGGACAUGCCCUUGAGCAAGCAAUUAUUAGUCAGAAACCACAACUGGAGAAACUGAUCGCUACAACUGCACACUUGAAAAUGCCCUGGUUCCAUGGGAUGAUAUCUCGGGAGGAUUCAGAGCAACGCCUACUUCUGGGUACAAAGACCAAUGGGAAAUUUUUGAUUCGGGAAAGAGAUAACAGUGGAUCCUAUGCUCUUUGUUUACUCAAUGAAGGCAAGGUAGCACAUUAUCGCAUUGAUAAAGACAAGAAAGGAAAGCUUUCAAUACCAGCUGGAAAGAAAUUUGAUACUUUAUGUCAGCUAGUGGAACAUUAUUCCUACAAAGCAGAUGGACUUCUAAGAAUAAUCACAGAGCCAGUUAAAGAUCCAAAUUUUCAGUCAAGAAAUAAUUCAUUACCCACCAAACUUUCUAAGCCUCGCAACUCCACGACUUGGUCAACAGGUGGACUUAUCACCAGAAUCAAAUCAUACACUUUCCCAAAGCCAGGAACCCAAAAGCCCUCUUUCUCUGUUCGUGGCCAGAGAGAUGAUUCUGCACUACUUGCAAUGUUUAACAAUUAUGCGCCCUCGUGGGCAAAACGAGGUGAACAAAGGGAACCUUUGCCUAUGGAUACAGAAGUUUAUGAAAGUCCAUAUGCAGAUCCAGAAGAAGUAAAAGCUAAAAAUGUCACCCUUGACCGAAAUUUACUGACUUUGGAAGAAAAAGAACUUGGUUCUGGUAAUUUUGGUACUGUAAAAAAAGGCACUUAUGAAAUGAAAAAAGGAAAGAAAAUUGUGGCUGUGAAAAUUCUCAAAAAUGAAAGUAAUGAUCCAGCAGUAAAAGAUGAACUCCUAAGAGAAGCUAAUGUAAUGCAACAACUUGAUAACCCAUAUAUUGUCCGAAUGAUUGGCAUAUGUGAAGCUGAAUCUUGGAUGCUGGUAAUGGAAAUGGCUGAGCUUGGCCCCUUGAAUAAAUAUCUGCUAAAACAUGGAGAUGUCACGGAAAAGAAUCUAAUAGAGUUGGUGCAUCAAGUUUCCAUGGGAAUGAAAUAUUUGGAAGAAAAUAAUUUUGUACAUAGAGAUUUAGCUGCAAGAAAUGUGCUUCUGGUUACACAACAUUAUGCCAAAAUCAGUGACUUUGGACUUUCAAAAGCUCUUGGCUCUAAUGAUUAUUACAAGGCAGAACAUCAUGGCAAGUGGCCAGUUAAAUGGUAUGCUCCAGAAUGCAUGAACUUCUUCAAAUUUUCUAGCAAGAGUGAUGUUUGGAGUUUUGGUGUGUUAAUGUGGGAGACAUUUUCCUAUGGGCAAAAGCCAUAUAAGGGUCUGAAAGGACUUGACGUUGCUCAGAUGAUUGAAAGAGGAGAACGAUUGGAAUGUCCAGUGGGUUGCUCGUCUGAUAUCUAUAAAUUAAUGAAAUUGUGUUGGACAUAUAAUGUUGAUGAUCGGCCAUCAUUUUUUACUGUUGAAUUAAAGCUACGCAACUACUACUAUGACAUUGCUCAAUAAGUAUACUGUGGAAUUGCAAUGAAGACGUCCCAAGAGGCAGAUACAAAAGUUGACUUUUCAAAUAAGUUGCAGAAGUAUCAAAAUGCACUCCAGAAGAAUCAUUGUGAAAAGACCAUUGCAGUAGAAUUACCUUGCUACUUUUAAAAACUUGCUAGUUUCUACAGUAAUAUUUUUAAAGUGAGCUUAUUUGAUGUUCAAGGAUGUGGCAUUAGUUAUACUUGCUUAAGUCUACUUUAAAAAUGGGUUUUGUCCAGUUGUUUCUGUCUUGCUGUUCAAAUGAACCAUCUUUUAUGAUAUCAAAAGAACAUUUCUAUUUUCAUCAUUAUUGCUGUUAAGAGAAUUGGAUACUUUCACUUUUGAAAACUCAAAGCAGAGAUUGGUUUUAAAUUAGAAAUGAGCCAAUAAGGUUAGAAAUAAUAGAUCAUAGCUUUAAAACAUAUGGCAUAUAUGUGCAAAACAAAACCUAUAUCCCUACCUCUGUCUUGAUAUUUAUUAUUUGGAAAAAAUAUAAAUGUCUAUAAACAAAAUUAGCAAAUUGUUUCAUAUAGUAAUAACAGAUCCCUAUUGUUUUAAUCUUUAAAUUUAAUAAUAAAAGUAAAAAAAUAAGUAUAAGUAUAGAUGAACUAACAGUGCUUAACCUCAGUCUGUUGCAUCAUAUAAUCAUGACCCUGAUAGGCUCUGGGAACCCCAUUUAUUUAGGUCUACUCUAUAUUAAACCUUAAUUGUUUAGUUAGGGGUCAUUGAGUAAGGCUUAUUUCCUGGGAUAUUGCUCAGUAUUUCAAUUUAUUUCCAACAAUAGCCCAUAACUCUUCCUAAGACAAUCAUGCAAAAUUCUCUUUUAUCCUCUCCUUCUACCUUAACCUUUAUCCCCCCUUUCUUCCUUUUGUCCAACUUGACAAAGUUUGUAUGUUUUAUGCUAUGAUCAACUCACCUUACAUGUUCAAAGUUUGUGAAUUUCACCUUAUUAAUUGUUGCUUCAAAAGACAGUGAGCCUUUACGUGGUCCAGGACUGAAUAAUCAUUUUUGCCAGAUAUUCUUACUGUCUUUAGAUCCAUCAUCUGAACUUCAUUCUUUCAUUCUUUUUCAGUAUCGAUAUACAGUAUAUUAUUGGAAAGAUCAUUGCUUUAACUAUUCUGUUCAUUAUUGUCAUCAAAUAUUCUCUUGUAAAAUAUCCUUCAGUGAGGGUGUUUACCCAGUCUAACAAUAAUACAAACAUAUUCUAGCAACUUCUUUAUACUACGUGUUCCCAUAACGUCUUCAUCUUGCUCCCAGCCCACUGAUGAGACAGGCUUAAAUUGUUCUCAUCCAUUAUCAAAGCAAUGCUUUCUCUCUUAUAGGGAGAGGAACUCCUUAGUUAUCCCAAAGUGUGUAAAAUCUUAGAUGCUUCAUGGACUAUUCUGUCAGCAGCAGAGUCAGGUGACUUCUAGAGGGUAGGAUCAGCUUCAAGUUACUGCAGUUACACAUUUCUCUUCAGUACCUUCUGUCACCAUUUUCUUUUCUUAGCCUUUGGCAGAAAGCACUGGGCAUAAUUGCUCCAGACCCAGCAAUUUCAUCAAGAACUUAACAAAUUGUGAAGGUUCUCCAGAUCCAGGAAUGGGAUUGGCGAUGGGACAAUACAUUUUAUGGCAGUAUUGAUUUCUGCUGAUUCAAACAUAGCCACUUGAAUUAGGCUUUAGGGAAGGGCCAUCUUUGCCACAGCAUUUAUCUCUAAGAUGAAUGUCUUCUUUACUCAUUAUUUUUACUUUACUUUGUGAGCCCAAAAGCUGAUUUACCAUCUACCAUCUUCAUGACCAACUGUAAGCUCAUGAUAUUAGCUUGUGAUCAUGAGGUGAUGUUAUUUAUGAGGUGACUAGAAAUCCUUCCACAGCUGAUGACCAAGAUGCUUUGAUAACAAACAUCUGCAAGUAACCAAAGCUUUCUCAGCUCAGGCAUAGAGAAACUGUUACUGAACUGAUUCAUAUAAUAAGAGUUUCUAUUUCUGCAUUACUGGGCAAUAAUACUAUUCUUUGUGCUUUUUGUAUUUGCUGUAAUAUAGAGCUAUCAGAAAAAGAACUGGAAUGUUCAUGCCUUAGCAUCUGAAUUUAAGUUUCUUGAAAUGUUUCUACUAAACAGCCUUAUUCUCAGAACAAUAUCAAGUGUUCAGACAGUAGGGUAUAUCCAACUAUGCAUGUUUCCCCUGUUAGCUUAACAUCUGGCAGUGAAAUAUAUUCUUCUACUAGUGUUCUAUUCAAGGAUGCUGCAGAAGAUUGCAGCCACUUGUGGGUAUUACAAGGAGAAUAAAGGCAAAUUCUUUUUCCAUGUGCUUACAGAAUAUAAGUGUAAUUUUAGAUAUCCCCUAUUAUCUUAUUUAGACAGCCAGUUUGGUGUAAUGGUUAAGGCACCUGGCUAGAAAAGAGGAGACAAUGUGCAUGAAGCCAGCUGGUUUACCUUGGGCUAAUCACUCUCUUCAACCCUAGGAAGAAAGGAAGAACAAACCACUUCUAAAAAAAAACCUUGCCAAGGAAACUGCAGGGACUUGUCCAGGUAGUCUCUGAGAAUCAGACAGGAUUAAAUGGAAGAAAAAAAUACACACCUUAGUUUGUAACUAUCUUACAUUUAUGUAAUCCUGCAUUUUUUUCCUUAUCACAGAAAGUCCACUAAAAAGGGAGACUUUGGUUAACACCACAAAACGUUUGAUUGAUAGUAUUAUCAAACUUUUUUUAAAGCAUUAUUAUUGGCUGAGAAUUUAAUUAUUUAUGUAUUGCUUAUGAUGAAUAAGUCCCUAAAGAACUCUUGAUCUUUUCUGUAUGUUUUUUAAAAUGUUAUUAGUUUUUAAUUUUAUCCCUGAAGACAUGUGGUAUAUGUAGCCAUACAUCCUAUUAUGAAGAUUUAAGAACUAUGGUAAUAGAAACUAAAUUAUGCAAUAGAAAUGUAUAUUAUUUUAAAUAACUGGACAUAAAACAUUUUCACUUUAAUUUAUUUUAAAAUCUCUUUAGGCAUAUAGUAAAAUAUUUGGUAAUAAUAGAAUUGAAUAGCUAAAACUUAAUUCAUAUCAUAAUCAUAUAAGUUUAUUUGUCAAGCAUAUAUAAGAUAACAGGUAAAAGUAUAAACAUAAUUUGAAUACAUGAAAAGAAUAAGUAACAAAUUAUCAUUUGUUAAUUUUAUAUACUUUCACAAGAUCUUAUUUUAUCUGUUUCUAUGGUAAAUAUAUUUGUAAGGAGGCAGAUGAAUUCAAACCCACCUGCGUAUAACAGAUAUCGUCAUAGUAAUAAGAUGAAUGUAUCUAUUUAAAAAUCCUAAUGCAUUUCCUGAAUGAGAAAUAAUACGUGUAGCUUAAAUAAAGAUUUCCCAUCUUUGAUUAGACAUCAAUUGUCACAAUCUGUCAACAACAGAUUGUCACAACCGUCAACAAUACAGACUUUUUAAAAGUUGAUGUACCUAUCAAAAUUGAAGGUGAGACCUUUGAAUAUCUUUCUUACCUAUUUUAAACACCUUAAAACAUUGUUUCUCUUGUUUGUAAUAAACCAUUGGAAAUAAAUGUGUGGCUGACAAGGGUGACCAAAGCCACGGAAAGACAGUUUACUGACUAUACAUAGUUUAUACAAAACAAAACUCCUCUUCAUUUAAGUCUAUAUACCUUGAAUUCCAUGGAGCUUCCAAACAUACUUACAAGGAUUGUUUUUUAAUUGCCUCUUUAGACCUCUUUGUGGGUUGAAGGAAAAAUGAGCUUCCAUUUCUAGAAAUGAUUCAAUAGGGAAACAAUACAACUCCCUUUAUUUUGACUUUAUUGCCAGAGGGGAAAAAAGAAACAUAGCAAAUAAACAUUUAGAAUCUCAUCACCAACUACUUACUGGAAUGCUUUCUGAGAGGCUUUCAAUGUAAAUGUGUACAAAAGAGAGUGCUGCUAUAAUCUUUCCCUUAUCUCUCUUGAAUGUAGAGGAUUAGUUCUUUUGACACAUAAAACUUUUGUAUAAAGAAUGUCUGUGAAAUGUGAGAAAAUUAAAAAAACCAGCCAAAAUAAAGGAUACAUCGAAAUGCAAUGACAUUUAAACCUUGAUAUUUUAAAUAAAAGGUGUCAUUGUAUGCAUUUUUAAAAUAUUUUUUUAAAAUUAUGUUCUGUUUUUAUCAUCCACAAAUGAAUAGAAUGUUUUUGUCACCUUAUUUCCACUGUCUGCAGUUUUCAAAAUUAAAUUUGUGUUUGCCUAGUUUUUUUCUAAAUAGCUGCCUUUCUCUAUCUACAACUUCAGUUUUUGUAUGAAGUGCAUUGUAUAUUAAAAGAUAUUUUA
Molecule: messenger RNA, 6325 nt
Organism: Pantherophis guttatus
Lineage: Eukaryota; Metazoa; Chordata; Lepidosauria; Squamata; Colubridae
Gene: SYK
Product: spleen associated tyrosine kinase
Biological process (GO): protein phosphorylation; intracellular signal transduction
Cellular component (GO): cytoplasm
Molecular function (GO): ATP binding; non-membrane spanning protein tyrosine kinase activity
Source: RefSeq, a predicted model, not a curated record